UCUGUCUGUAGUCAGGGGACAGAGCCAGCGGCGCGCCAACUCUACAGCCCCGUCACACAGCACAAAGAACCUCCUUUAUUUCAAUCCACGCACUACAUUUACCGGAGCCUCCUCACACACACGCACACAGCAACUCUUUUUCUCUCUCUCUCUCUCUGGUCCCCGGUCAGAACGGACGGUUCGGUAAGGAUCAUGUCUUCUAAUGGCUGUUGUACCGGCGGCGGUGACGUGCUGCAGAUCCAACUCGGGCUGAUUAACGCGGGGAAUAAAUAUCUAACGGCUGAAACGUUCGGUUUUAAAAUCAACGCCUCCGCACCGAGUCUGAAGAAGAAACAGAUGUGGACGUUGGAGCAGAACACCGGUGACACGGCGGGAGACUCGAGCAGCAGCGUGGUGUUCCUCCGGUCGCACCUCGGGCGGUAUCUGGGUACGGAUAAAGACGGGAACGUUACCGGGGAGAGCGAGUGUCGAGGUAAAGACUGCAGGUUCGUGUUAACGGCGCAUGAUGACGGCCGAUGGUCGCUGCUCUCUGAGCCCUUCGGGAGGUACCUGGGAGGCAGCGAAGACCGGAUCAGCUGCUUCGCUCAGACAGCGUCAGCCGCAGAGAAGUGGUGUGUCCACCUGGCCAUGCAUCCCCAGGUGAACCUGUUCAGCCUGGCCAGGAAGCGUUAUGCCCACCUGACCUCUAACCCCGACCACUCUGAGGUCUCUAUAGACCGUGACUUCCCGUGGGGUGUGGACUCUCUGGUCACCCUGGUGUUCCUGGAUCAACGCUAUCACCUGCAGACGUCUGAUAACCGCUUCCUGAAGAACGACGGCAGCCUGGAGGCCACGCCGGACAAGACCACCGGAUACACGCUGGAGUUCCGCUCCGGCAAGGUGGCGUUCAGGGAUUGUUCCGGGCGCUACCUGGCGCCGUCGGGCCCGAGCGGGACCAUGAAGAGCGGGAAGACUAGCCGCGUGGGGAAGGAUGAGAUGUUCGCUCUGGAGCAGAGUCACCCUCAGGUGGUUCUCACCGCCGGCAACGAGAGGAACGUCUCCACCAGGCAAGGCAUGGACCUUUCGGCCAAUCAGGAUGAGGAGGGUGACCAGGAAGUGUUCCAGGUGGAGAUGAGUCGUGAGACAGGAAACAGGAAGUGUGCGUUCCGCACUGCUGCAGGGAAGUACUGGACUCUCACCUCCACCGGAGGACUGCAGUGUACCGCCUCUACUAAGUCAUCUAACAGUCAUUUUGAUCUGGAGUGGUGUGAGGGGAAGGUUUCUCUCAAAGCCUCUAAUGGGAAAUACGUUGCCGCCAAGAGGAACGGACAGCUAGCUGCUACCGUCGACAACGCAGGGGAGGCGGAGCAGUUCCUGAUGAAGCUGAUCAAUCGGCCAAUCAUAGUCCUCCGUGGAGAACACGGUUUCAUUGGCUGUCGUAAGGUUGGCACGGGAACGCUGGAUUCUAACCGCUCCUCCUACGACGUCUUCCAGCUGGAGUUUAAAGACGGAGCCUACAGCCUCCGAGAUUCACAGGGGAAGUUCUGGUGCGUGGGGGAGGAGUCCGCAGUGGUGUGCAGCGGGGACACGCCCACCUACUUCCUGUUUGAGCUGUGUGACUACAACAAGAUGGCGGUGCGAGCGCCGGGGGGGCGGUACCUUAAAGGAGACCACGCUGGGGUUCUGAAGGCCAACGCUGAGGGGUUGGACAAUGCAACACUGUGGGAGUACUGACCACCCUAUAAAGUUAACAUACAUCAUUCUGGGUAACAUCAAUUACCCCACUGUAGAAAUCCUUUAAAUAAGUAUCCUCCGUCUGUUAUGACUUUAUAUGGGCAAAUAGAAUGUAUAGAAUAAAAAGAAAAGUUUCAGACCUUCCUGAGUCUGGGGGUGGUUUUAACCUUCCUGAGUCUGAGGGUGGUUUUAACCUUCCUGAGUCUGAGGGUGGUUUUAACCUUCCUGAGUCUGAGGGUGGUUUUAACCUUCCUGAGUCUGAGGGUGGUUUUAACCUUCCUGAGCCUGAGGGUGGUUUUAACCUUCCUGAGUCUGAGGGUGGUUUUAACCUUCCUGAGUCUGAGGGUGGUUUUAACCUUCCUGAGUCUGAGGGUGGUUUUAACCUUCCUGAGUCUGAGGGUGGUUUUAACCUUCCUGAGUCUGAGGGUGGUUUUAACCUUCCUGAGUCUGAGGGUGGUUUUAACCUUCCAGACAUGGACUUGUAUCAGCUCACCACCCAGGGUUUUUACUUGUGACAUGUAGUUAAAUGCACUAAAGAGGAACCAUGGGUCCAUAAUGAAGAUGCACAUCUUUUAACCUGUCUGUUUUCAGAGGAUAAAGAUACGAACAUUAACAACGUCAUAGUUUAGAACACUAUAAACAAAAUGGAAGAAAAUGAAACGGAAUCUACAAGAACCAAAUAUCAGUCCCUAGAAACACAACACUAUGGAACAGUCCUUUCACAGUUCCCUAGAAACACAACACUAUGGAACAGUCCUUUCACAGUUCCCUAGAAACACAACACUAUGGAACAGUCCUUUCACAGUUCCCUAGAAACACAACACUAUGGAACAGUCCUUUCACAGUUCCCUAGAAACACAACACUAUGGAACAGUCCUUUCACAGUUCCCUAGAAACACAACACUAUGGAACAGUCCUUUCACAGUUCCCUAGAAACACAACACUAUGGAACAGUCCUUUCACAGUUCCCUAGAAACACAACACUAUGGAACAGUCCUUUCACAGUUCCCUAGAAACACAACACUAUGGAACAGUCCUUUCACAGUUCCCUAGAAACACAACACUAUGGAACAGUCCUUUCACAGUUCCCUAGAAACACAACACUAUGGAACAGUCCUUUCACAGUUCCCUAGAAACACAACACUAUGGAACAGUCCUUUCACAGUUCACU
Oncorhynchus kisutch (coho salmon) is the source of this 2884-nucleotide messenger RNA. Its product is annotated as fascin. Gene Ontology annotation, cellular component: microvillus; ruffle; cytoplasm. NCBI's taxonomy places the organism in Eukaryota, Metazoa, Chordata, Actinopteri, Salmoniformes, Salmonidae. The transcript is spliced from 7 exons. The coding region runs from base 193 to 1713 and encodes 506 amino acids. The record is from RefSeq and is a predicted model, not a curated record. Gene Ontology annotation, molecular function: protein-macromolecule adaptor activity; actin filament binding. Gene Ontology annotation, biological process: cell migration; establishment or maintenance of cell polarity; actin filament bundle assembly.